Triticum aestivum (bread wheat) is the source of this 2155-nucleotide messenger RNA. RefSeq names its product integrin-linked protein kinase 1. The record is from RefSeq and is a predicted model, not a curated record. Gene Ontology annotation, biological process: protein phosphorylation. The transcript has 12 exons. Bases 413 to 1867 code for a protein of 484 amino acids. Lineage: Eukaryota; Viridiplantae; Streptophyta; Magnoliopsida; Poales; Poaceae. Gene Ontology annotation, molecular function: protein serine/threonine kinase activity; ATP binding; protein binding.
UUUCCGGACAGCGACGGUUAGCACUCCCACUCCCAACGGCAUUUUAAAAACACGCGCCAAAAAGGCUCCAUCCCAUGCUUCCUGCCCGCGCUAACUUUAACAACUUCCUUGGCCUCCUCCGGGAAGCAAGGCCUUCCGUCCACUCCACCCUUCCCCCUCCUCCCGUCUUCUCAUCCCAUCUCCUCUCCUCCUCCACUUCUUCCCUCCUCAUUCUGCGCCCCACCCCAGCCCACCACCGAAGCUCUCUCCAUCUCCGCGGGGCUCUCCGGCGCACCCCCUCGUGCCUCGGGGACCCCAAUCCGCCGCCGACACCACGAUCGAUCCAUCCAUCACGCCUGCCUCUCCCGGACGCCCCUGCUCGUGACUCGCGCCUGAGCGAAAGGGAACACCAGCUAGCUUGGCAGCUCGCUUGAUGGAGGAGGAGCUGAGUCAGAUGGAGCCCGGCGCGAAGGUGACGCUGCAGCGGCAGGCGUCGUCGGGGUCCCUGACGCAGGGCCCGUCGGGGGAGCUCCGGCGGCAGUCGUCGCUGGAGUCGUCCCCCCGCUCGGGGCGCGGCGGGAACCGGUUCCUGUUCGGGCGGCAGUCGUCCAUGGACCCCAACCGGCGCCGCGGCCGGAGCCAGAGCCCCGUCGGCGCCGUGGCCGAGCAGGAGCUCGCCCUGCCGGACAACCUCGACUCCACCAUGCAGAUGCUCUUCCUCGCCUGCCAGGGCGACGCGCACGGCGUCGAGGCGCUGCUCCGCGGCGGCGUCGACGUCAACAGCAUCAACCUCGACGGCCGCACCGCGCUGCACGUUGCCGCCUGCGAGGGCCACCGCGAGGUCGUCCGCGUGCUGCUCGACUGGCAGGCCAACAUCGACGCCCGCGACCGAUGGGGCAGCACGGCUGUGGCCGAUUCCAAGUGUUACGGCCACAUGGACAUCUAUGAUCUUCUGAAAUCCUAUGGUGGAAAGGCCCCGAGAAACAGGAGGACACCGAUGAUGGUGUCGAACCCCGGGGAGAUACCCGAGUACGAGUUGAACCCCGGCGAGCUCCAGUUCCGGAAAGGGGACGAAGUGCUCAAGGGCACGUACCAAGUUGCAAAAUGGAACGGAACCAAGGUCUGCGUUAAAAUAGUGGACAGAGAAACCUACUCCGAUCAGGAAGCCAUAAACUCUUUCAGGCAUGAGCUGACGGUGUUCGAGAAGGUCCGGCACCCGAACGUCGUCCAGUUCAUCGGAGCCGUCACGCAGAACAUACCCAUGAUGAUUGUUUCUGAAUACCAUGCAAAUGCUGAUUUAGGAAGCCUUAUUCAGAGGAAAGGAAGGCUGAAUGGCCAUAAGGUGCUGAGAUAUGCCCUUGACAUUGCCAGGGGCAUGACUUAUCUGCAUCAGUGCAAACCAGACCCCAUCAUCCACUGCGACCUAAAGCCAAAAAAUAUCUUCCUGGAUAAUGGAGGCCUAAUGAAGGUCGGGGGGUUCGGGCUGAUGAGGCUGUCCAAGAUGGCUCCUGACAAGGUGAAGCUGAUGAACCACGAGGCCAUCGUCGACACCUUCAGUUACUACACUGCGCCUGAGAUGCACAGAAACGAGGUGUUCGACAUGAGCGUCGACGCGUACGCAUUCGGCUUCAUCCUUUACGAGAUGGUUGAAGGACUACCCAACAUGGAAUCCACAACCGUCAUAGCCCGAGGCGAGGGGAUGCGGCCGUCGCUGAAGAACAAGCUCAAGGGAUACCCUUCAGACUUCAAAGGGCUGAUCGAGGAGUGCUGGGAGACGCACCCGAUGGCGCGGCCGACCUUCUCGGAGAUGAUCGUCCGGCUGGACAAGAUCUACGCGCACUGCAUGAAGCAUGGGGCCUGGAAGGAGUCGCUCAAGAUCUGGAAAUGACACGGGCCGGUCUCUGUGUACGUGCGUAGGCGCGCCAACGCGUGGGGUGCUGAUGGAGCUGGAGGAUCACCGCGUCCACCUGCCAUGUCGAGUACAUACAUACAUACAUACAUACUGUAAAAUAUUACACGAGCGCGCGUAUACGGUCUUUCUUUUUGUUUUGCUGCUGUAUUGUCGAAUGAAGAGUCUGAACACAACAAUGAUGCUCUACUGCAGAAGCUAGGAUAUACUUAUCAUGAUGUAUGUUUAUGAUGUCACUUGAGAAAUAUGGCUUCGUUAUCAUGUGAC